AAAUUGUAAGAACUCUGUUGUCCCCGCGCAAUAGUUUCAAAUUUCAUAAGUUUGUGUUAACUGAGAUAGACUUUGUAAUUAUAAGUGUUCGUAUUUGUGGAUUUAUAAUGGAUAUCGAACUUCCUUAUAAAGCUGAAUAUGCUAAAAGUGGUAGGGCUUCAUGUAAAAUGUGCAAGUCUUCAAUUGCUCAAGGAACUUUACGCUUGGCUGCCAUGGUGCAGUCAGCUUUUCAUGACGGAAAACAACCACUUUGGUUUCAUGAGGACUGUUUUUUUAAGAAACAACGCCCCAGUGCUGUAGGGGACAUAGACAAUUUUGAAAACAUGCGAUUCGAGGAUCAGCAAAGAAUUAAGUUGAAAGUUGAUAACCCUUCCGACUCUUCAGCUGCUACUAGUUCAAAAAAAGGAAAAAAACGUUCCGCAGAUGAUUCUACACUGAAAGAUUUUGGUGUCGAGUAUGCUAAGAGUAGUAGAUCAUCUUGCCGUGGCUGCGAACAAAAAAUUUUAAAGGAUCAGGUUCGCAUCCGAAAAACUGCGUAUGAUACGGAAGUUGGAAUGAAGUAUGGAGGUCAACCAUUAUGGCAUCAUGUUGAAUGUUUUGCUCAAUUGCGCAAUGAGCUUGGUUGGUUGCAAAAAGGAGAUUGUCUUCCCGGAUACAAAAGUUUAAAAAAAGAAGACCAGUCUGACAUUUUAAAAUUCUUACCGGCUCUGAAAUCCGAAAGCGGUUUGGUCGUCAAAAAAGCUAAAGUCGAACCAGAUAUUAAGACAGAAGAAGAACAUAUACACAAAUUAAUAGAAAAUCAGUCAAAACGUGUAUUCAAGAUUCGUGAUCUAGUAGAGGGACAAAUGAAUAAAAAAGAUAUUAUUAGUUUGCUGGAGCAUAAUAAUCAAGAACCUGUAAACGGAGAUUCAGAAAAACUUCUGAAUCAAGUUUCAGAUAUGCUAGUUUUCGGAGCUUUGUCACCAUGUCCCCAGUGUAAUGGCCGUGAAAUAUUAUUUAGUAAAUCUGGAUAUUUAUGUAAUGGGCAAUUAACGGAGUGGACAAAAUGUACAAAUCUUUUGAAAGAACCUGAGCGUAAACCUUGUAAAAUACCAAAAAAAUUAAAGGAGGAAUACAGUUUUUUAUCAGAUGUUAGAAAUAAGACAGAAAACAGAGUUAUUAAAUAUAACCCACCCAGUGCUACUGUUAUUUCGAAGACUAUAAAAGCAAAAGUGGAAGUUGAACCAACCGAACCUAAAGUAAAACGUGAACGGCCACCUCUUUACAAGUUGAAUUUUGCUUGCAUUGGCCUUAAGGAAGUUGAAAAAAGCUUAAAAGCCCGUGUUAAUAAAUUGGGUGGCGAAAUUUCAACAAAACUAAAUGAACAUACUGCUGCUGUCUUUUCAUCAAAAAGUGAAGUAGAGAAUUUAGGAAGUCGAAUGAGAAAAGCGAAAGAGCUUGGUGUUCAUAUUAUACCUGUAGAUUACUUAGAUUUAGUUGAAAAAAGUCCAUCGAACGCUAUUAAUUACAUUAGCAGUACUGCUAUCUCAGAUUGGGGAACUGAUCCCAACAGCCGAAUUUUACAAGAGGACGUAAAAUCGAGCAAAUCAAAGAGUAUUUAUACCAAAUCAGUCGCUAAGUCCAUGACGUUAAAAAUAAAAGAUGGCUCUGCUGUAGACCCAGAGAGUGGAUUACAAGACAUUGCACAUGUUUAUCUAGAUGGGAAUACCAAAUAUAGUAUUGUUCUCGGUCUAACAGAUAUUCAACGCAACAAAAAUUCAUUCUAUAAAUUACAGCUUUUGGAAGGCGACUUAAAAAACAAAUACUGGGUAUUUCGUUCUUGGGGUCGAAUUGGUACAACCAUUGGCGAUCAUAAAUUAGAAAGUUUUGGAAAUCUCAUAGAGGCCAAACAAUCGUUUCACCAAGUUUAUCUUGACAAAAGUGGAAAUGACUUUAAGGAUCGCAAUAAUUUUGUAAAGGUUCCUGGCCGGAUGUAUCCAAUUGAAAUCGACUAUGAGGAUGAAAAAAAAGUUGAGGAUCCUAAAAAUUGCAAAAUUAAGUCGAAGCUAAAUUCAUCGGUUCAAAGUCUAGUAAAACUUUUAUUUGAUAUUGAGGAAAUGAAAAAAACUAUGAUGCUUUUCGACUUAGAUAUGGAAAAAAUGCCACUGGGAAAACUUAGUAAAAGGCAAAUUCAAUCUGCAUAUAAAGUGUUAACUGAGAUUUACGAUCUUAUUCAGCAAAAUUCAAAUAAAGUGAAUUUUAUUGACGCCACAAAUAGGUUUUACACAUUAAUCCCGCAUAAUUUUGGCGUUCAAAGUCCUCCGAUUUUAGAUACCAUUGAGGAAGUUGAAAAACAUCGACAAGUUCUUGAUUCUCUUUUGGAAAUUGAAUAUGCUUACAGUUUGCUGCAAGCGGAAGAUGAAGAAGAAAACUUAAAUCCUCUGGAUAAACAUUACGAACAACUUAAAAUCAAACUUGAAACUAUUGAUAAAAGCAGUGAAGAAUUCAAACUACUUGAAAAAUAUGUCGAAAACACGCAUGGUGAAACACACAACAUGUAUAAACUGGAAAUUGUUGAUGUGUUUAAAGUAGUCCGCCAAGGGGAGGCCCGCCGUUAUAAACCUUUCAAAAAAUUAAAUAACCGCAAAUUGCUUUGGCAUGGAUCUCGACUUACUAACUUUGCUGGAAUUUUGUCCCACGGCUUAAAAAUUGCCCCUCCUGAAGCACCGGUUACGGGUUAUAUGUUUGGAAAGGGUAUUUACUUUGCAGAUAUGGUGACAAAAUCCGCAAACUAUUGUUGUACCACUUCAAAGGAUAACACAGGCCUGAUGCUUUUGUCCGAGGUAGCUCUAGGUGACAUGAUGGAGUGCACUUCUGCAAAAUACGUUACCAAAUUACCACCAAACAAACAUAGUACUUUAGGUCGUGGGCGAAUGAUGCCAGAUCCGAAGGAGUCUUAUAUUCGGGAAGAUGGUGUAGAGAUUCCACUCGGCAAACCAAUAACAGACACAAGUCUUAAAUCCUCUCUUCUUUACAACGAAUAUAUUGUAUACGAUGUUGCUCAAGUGAAUAUACAAUAUCUUUUCCGUAUGAAUUUCAAAUAUGGUAUCUAAACUCAUCAAAUGGUCUACUCAUUAGUAAGGUGCCUUCAAGGUCUAAAGGUAUUCCACACAAAUACAUUUAUUAAUUAACUAAUCUCAACAUGUUAUACGUUAUUGCAUAUGUGAAAAAAUAAAUCCUAAUUAUAAUUGGUAAAGAA
Messenger RNA from Ceratitis capitata (Mediterranean fruit fly), 3238 nucleotides. It is a transcript of the gene Parp1, whose product is annotated as poly [ADP-ribose] polymerase. The transcript has 7 exons. NCBI's taxonomy places the organism in Eukaryota, Metazoa, Arthropoda, Insecta, Diptera, Tephritidae. Gene Ontology annotation, cellular component: nucleus. Gene Ontology annotation, molecular function: NAD binding; NAD+ poly-ADP-ribosyltransferase activity; DNA binding. The record is from RefSeq and is a predicted model, not a curated record. Bases 108 to 3092 code for a protein of 994 amino acids.